GAGGCCGCCGGGGACGCGGCUCCGAGCGGGGAGCCGAGGUCGCGCCGGGGUCCCGCGCCCGCGGGCCUUCGCCGAGGGGGAGGCGGGGCGGCGGCGGCGGCGGCGGCGGCGGCGGGAGGGGCGGUGCGGGAGGGCCGGGUGGCGGUUCGCGCCGCGGCCCUUUCUCCCGAGCGCGGAAACUCGGGGCUGAGAACUUCUCCCCGCCCGCGCCCCGCGCGCUCGGCGACCCCCGGCUCCCGCACCUGGUCCCCGGCCUGCCCCGCCCCCGGCCGCGCUCCUCUCGGUUACAAAGGAGGGAAAAUGAGCCGGGCGGCGGCGGCGCGGCGCGGGGCCCCCACAGCGGCGGCGGUCGCGGCCGCCCCCGGCACCACGUAGAGAAGCCCGUCCGCCCGCCCAGCCGCGGCCCAGGCCCGAGCCGAGCCGAGCCGAGCCUGCCGCUCGCCGCUCGCCUCCCGAGCCCUGCGCGUCGCCUCCCGGCCGGAGGAGGAGGAGGUGGAGGAGGAGGAGGAGGCGCCGCCUUCCCUGCGCCGCGCGCCCUCGCCGUUGUCUGCUCUCCGCUCUGGACCAGUUUGGGGAAGUUGCCGGGGCCCGGUGUCGCCCAGAUGUGCGACCUCAUUGAGCCCCAGCCGGCCGAGAAGAUCGGCAAGAUGAAGAAGUUGCGGAGAACUUUGUCGGAGAGUUUCAGCCGCAUCGCUUUGAAGAAAGAUGACACCACCUUUGAUGAGAUAUGUGUCACAAAGAUGUCUACACGGAACUGCCAGGGAAUGGACUCAGUGAUCAAACCCCUGGACACAAUUCCUGAGGAUAAAAAAGUCAGGGUUCAGAGGACACAGAGCACUUUUGACCCAUUUGAGAAACCAGCUAAUCAAGUGAAGAGGGUGCAUUCUGAGAACAAUGCUUGCAUUAACUUUAAGACCUCCUCCACCGGCAAAGAGUCACCAAAAGUCAGGCGGCACUCUAGCCCCAGCUCGCCGACAAGUCCCAAAUUUGGAAAAGCUGACUCAUAUGAAAAACUGGAAAAACUGGGGGAAGGAUCUUAUGCUACAGUAUACAAAGGGAAAAGCAAGGUAAAUGGGAAGUUGGUAGCCCUGAAGGUGAUCAGGCUGCAAGAAGAAGAAGGUACACCAUUUACAGCUAUAAGGGAAGCUUCUCUGUUAAAAGGACUAAAACAUGCUAACAUAGUGCUGCUUCAUGACAUCAUCCACACCAAGGAGACAUUGACACUUGUCUUUGAAUAUGUGCACACUGAUUUAUGUCAGUACAUGGACAAGCACCCUGGGGGACUGCAUCCAGAUAACGUGAAGUUGUUUUUAUUUCAGUUGCUGCGAGGGCUGUCUUACAUCCACCAGCGUUACAUUUUGCACAGAGACCUGAAACCACAGAACCUUCUGAUCAGUGACACGGGGGAGUUAAAGCUGGCAGAUUUCGGUCUUGCAAGAGCAAAAUCCGUCCCUAGCCACACGUACUCCAAUGAAGUGGUUACCUUGUGGUAUAGACCUCCAGAUGUCCUCCUGGGCUCGACAGAAUAUUCCACCUGCCUUGACAUGUGGGGAGUUGGCUGCAUCUUUGUUGAAAUGAUCCAAGGAGUUGCUGCUUUUCCAGGAAUGAAAGACAUUCAGGAUCAACUUGAACGAAUAUUUCUGGUUCUGGGAACACCAAAUGAGGACACGUGGCCUGGAGUUCAUUCUUUACCACAUUUUAAGCCAGAACGCUUUACCCUGUACAGCUCUAAAAACCUUAGACAAGCAUGGAAUAAGCUCAGCUACGUGAAUCAUGCAGAGGAUCUGGCCUCCAAGCUCCUACAAUGUUCCCCAAAGAACAGACUAUCGGCACAGGCCGCCUUGAGCCACGAUUAUUUUAGUGACCUGCCCCCACGGCUAUGGGAACUGACUGAUAUGUCUUCUAUUUUUACUGUCCCAAAUGUAAGAUUGCAACCAGAAGCUGGAGAAAGCAUGCGGGCCUUUGGGAAAAACAAUACUUAUGGCAAAAGUCUAUCAAAUAGCAAACACUGAUGAGCACAGCAUUCUCAAGAGAGCACAGGCUUAAGUUGUCAUCAUUCUGGGAAGAAAAAAAAACAUUAACGAAGUGGCCGAUAAUACGAAGGGAAUCAUGGAUCAGUUUCCUUUCACUCCUGGUGGUGGAUUUCACUUACAAGAAAAUUGAAGCUGGCAAGACCCUGUUUUCUCUGCAAUUUAUUUAAAACCUUGCACGCAUUUGGAUACCUUGUGAUUUCCGAGAACUAUGUGAAGAUUAAGCUUUGCUUACUGAUACAUGGCAUGUAUUCUUUUCAGUCUCUUGUGUUUGAUUUUGUUUGAUUUCCCUCUGCAGCACAGCGUCUCUGGAAAGGUUUUUAUGCUUUCACCAGCCAUGUCUUAAAUACGUUAAGACAACACAUUUGGUGUUCGCACUUCUUCAGUAAUGUCUGUACUUGAAAGCCACAUAGUGGCAUAAAACAAUGCGUGUUUUCUUUGAGAGUGGUGCACAUUUUGCAACCACUAGGAAGGAAAUUUUUAGCUACAGCAAACCCAUGUUCUCUGACUGACUUGACAACUUGGUCCCUGGCUGUGGGGCUCCACUUGUCGCUUACCUUUUGAGGACAUUUGCAAAUAUGGUUUUUCUUGGAAAUAACUAUACAUUUACACAGGAUGUCGGAAUCUGCUUAGCAUUCUCAAGCCACAUAACACGACUGUUUUUUGAGUAGGUUGGAAGUGAAGAAACAAAUACCAAGCAUUAAGAACAAAGGCAGGGAUAAAUUGCUUACUUUUCAACCUCUGGAAAUUGAGGUAACUUUUACGUGUUUUCUGAGUCUUGUCAACAUCUUGUUUUUCCCAUCCACUCUGUUACACUUUGUAUUUUUCUAAAUGGGGAAAAGAGGAGGAACAGAAUGUUUAAAACUUGGAUGCAAAAAAAUUGUAUCCGCUGGAUGAGCUCUGAAAGCCCUCUUUGCUAGUUAACGUUUAAAAAGCAAAUUACAAAGGUAUCCAGAGUUAAAAAUUUACAUCAAAGCACCUUCAAAUUACAUUUUUAAGAAACAUUCUAAGCUGAUUGGAAGACAUCAUUGUGUACCUUAACUUUAAACCGUCUGUGAGAAAAACUGUUCGAAUGCAGGUUUCAGAAAUAAUGCAGGAGUCUUGCUUUAAAGACUGAAAAGGGAAAAAGAAAGGCGCAGCUUCCCUUGUUUAAGGAGUUGCGGGGCCUUGGAGGAUGAAGGUGAGUAUGUGACACGGAGGACAGAGUGGAUUAGGCAUGCGUUGUGCUUUGAUCCAGAGGGAGCGCUGCCUGGUGUAGGCCGUCUCCCAGUGGGGCAGGACUCGCUGCAGAAUCCCAAAUAAUACUGAGGCCAAGGUUAGGAAAUUCCUCUAAAGCAUGAAACCUGGCUCCUCAGGAUACAAGUUCCUAUGGAAAUACCUUUGUGUACAUUGUUUUACAUUUUCCUAUUAGUCAGAAAGGAGAGACUAAGAGCUUGAAAUGUGUCACACUUUUUAUGAUGAAGACUAGGAAUUAUGAGCCAGUUUGACAAAGACUUUCUCUGAGAAUCAAGUGAGGGAAAAGCUUUUCUACAGUCAAACCCAGUAUACUUAGGAAAUUGGACCCAGAAUUCCUAAACAUUAAAAUGGUACCUUCCCCCGAGUGAGGGGUGAGUAUAUACGUCAAGGUCACAAUCCGUCCUAUCCAGAAGUAGCAUUCUUUGUAAGCUUCGAAGUGCUAAGCAAAGAAUUAUUUACUGAUUGAUUUUAAAGAGAACCAAAGUCACCCAAGGCUAGAAUGUUUGCUAUUUGCUACCUAGAAAUCCUUUCCAUUCUUCUUUCAUAUAUUCCAACCCGUUGGAAGUCUUUGGAGGUAUUUUGAUUUAACGUGUACUUAAAUUAGGAUUUCUUGAAGUAAACACAAAGAGAAAACUUUACAUGCAAUCAAAAACAGCCUUUCCCGUGAUUUGUUUUGAAUUAUUCAUUUAAGGGAGAGGCAUAACUUUUGUAUUUUACAAAGUUUAGAACAACUGAUGAUGAAAUCUUGCUAUUUAAUAAGCUUUCUAACUUGAAAAUUUGAAAAUAUUUAAUGUUAAAAGACUUCAGUUAGGAAGGUUAGAGUCAUUCAGCGAUAUAUGCCCUUUCAUAGGCAGCUUCUCUUGGGAAAUCAAACAUGAUGCUACUCAGUGGGGGGCGGGGGAUGGGAGGGAUCUGUUCUUACAGAAACGUACAUGUCAGAGGUUUGGGAGGUUUUUAGUUCCCCAUCUUUGCCAUUGGUACAGGACAUCCAAAGUUUGGUUUGUGUCUCUCCUUUCCUCUCCCAUUUGUAAUCACAUUCUCCGUCUCCUUUUCCCACCUUCUCUUGCUGAGGGCAGUCGUAGAAAUCAUUACAGACUGUGUUCAUUAGCAGAUUUAUUAUUCUAUUGAGAAAGCACUGGAAUGUUUUGUGAGACUAUUUUUAUAUGAAGGAGUAGCUUGAUUUCAAACAGCUGGAAUAGUUAGAACACAUUAGCAUGGUGAUUAUAUCAAUGUGACAUCAUGGCACACAUAGUAUUCUGAAAGGAAAUUUGGGACUUAAUUUCCAUUUUCUUAAAGGAACAGUUUGGUUAACUUAAAAAUACAAGAUACAGUGGACAUGAAAACAAUGUUUGCAGUGUUCAGAAAAACAGAGGGUGUAAGGCAGGGGUGGCUGUCCACCCACUGAUACAAGGUUGAGAAGCUAUUUCUACCUCCCAAGAGUGAUAAGAAAAGUUUCCAGGGGAGCCUCCAGGCUUGCAGAGAAAGCAAAGCCUCUUGGUAUUCUUUCCUCGGUGUGUACCUGACAGCCAGUGUAAUCAAUAUCCUAGGUAAUGCGUCUACAUAAGAUACUUAUCUGUGAAUAUUACUGGUUUUGUAAUCUUUGUUAUAUAAGAGGAUGUUUAGGCUGUACAUACUGGGGUAGAUUAUUGCCUGCCCCCUAUACAUAGGAAUAUGCUGCAUAAUUGAGCAUAACUUCCAUCUCCCUUACUGGCUUGUAGGCAGAGGAAACCGUAUAUGUUACUGCCUUGCAAUUUUCUCAUAUACCAAAAACAAAAAAACAAACAAAAAAAAUCUCAAAUAAAAUAAGCGGUCUCCUAUUCUCCCCUUCCCACAGCAGCAUAUUUUAGAGGCACAUACAAAAUCUACAUUCUCUAGUUGGGAGUGGAUUUUUUUAUUUUUCUUUUAUCUUUUUUUUGUAUGAUACACUGAGAUGUGUACUUUCUACAGGGGGUCGGUAACUAAGAAAUGUGCUAGCAUCAUUCAAAAAACUAUUAUACUUCAAAAUGACACAUAGUAAGGAGGAUGGAAUAAUACAUGUUGCAUAUUUGUUACCAAUUGUAAUUUGUCUGUAUCAUGAAAGAUGUAAUGGUUUGUCAGCUGUCACUGUUGUUUCCUUGUAACAUGAUAUGGAAUAAAGUAUAGCAGACUCUC
Molecule: messenger RNA, 5417 nt
Organism: Equus quagga
Lineage: Eukaryota; Metazoa; Chordata; Mammalia; Perissodactyla; Equidae
Gene: CDK14
Product: cyclin dependent kinase 14
Exons: 15
Coding region: 603-2012 (469 amino acids)
Biological process (GO): protein phosphorylation
Cellular component (GO): cytoplasm; cytosol; nucleus
Molecular function (GO): cyclin binding; ATP binding; cyclin-dependent protein serine/threonine kinase activity
Source: RefSeq, a predicted model, not a curated record